CUUCUAUCUCCCUCUCUCUCGCGCCUCUCACUACAAAAACUUUGCCGAUCGAACCGUAACAAGUCUCUUCCCUCACGCUUUGUUCUUCAACUCUCAAGCAUAUCGCAUUGUGCUUGAGAGAGACUUUCUCCUCUUCUUUUUGUUUGUUUGUUUCAUCCUUGAGAAAAGAGAGAGAAAGCAAUUCGAAGAAGAGUGAUAAACAGAUAUGGCGGGUGAUGAUCCAAAAUCAUCCGCUCCUAAAGACGAUGGGUAUGAAGAUCCCUACAUUAAUGAUCCAUUUGAUGGGUUCGGGCCCUUUACGGACGAAGAUCUAAUUAAUGUAAUGGCCGACAUAAACCCAAACUUAAUGGACAUGUCUUUCACGGAACACACGCCUCCGUCUGUGUUACCUACAUUACCAUCGGACGUGGACGAAACUCAUUUGUUUCAUGAACUCGAUCUUUCGAUCAGUAACUACGACUCCAAAGAUGAGUUCGAGACACUGUCUUUCGUUGAAGACGGUUUCACCAUCCCCUUGGAUAUGUUCGAACAACCUAAUGAUGAACAUAACGACAACAAUGAUGUCCCAGGAGAGAUUGGUAAUGAUAAUGGUAAAAACGUUGUUGGUGAUAGUACUCGACUUGAAUUGAGCACUAGAGUUUUUGGUGGUGCUAAUGGUCUAGACUUUGAAAUUGGUGGUUCAGCAACAAUGCCUGUCCCGGUUACAACGACAAUCUCUGAUGGAGUUCACGCAUGCAAUUGUUGCAGAUUGCUUCGAGAAUUAGUCCAUCUCAAGGAAGGGGAGGAAAGGAGUAAGCUUGACAUCUAUGGAGGAAUUGGUUUCAUUUGCCAUGCUAUUCUCUUGAUUCAACUGUUGGCUCCUGAUUCUAUGCAACGUCAACCUCUAAUAUUUCAUCUGCAGCAUUUAACGAUGGAGGAAGUUAAAAAGUUCAUAGAAGAUUAUUGCUACCAGAGAGUAGCAAAUGGUUUAUCACUUUUGCAAGACACUAAUGCUGCUUUUUAUCAAGCAAUGAGUGCCAACUCCAUCUUUAACCAGCCACCACCUAUGUUGACAUUACCAUCAAGCACUGAUGUUCCACUGUCUUUGCUUUCGCCUAACGAAGAUCACGAUGUUCCACUGUCUUUGCUUUCGCCUGAGGAAGCCCUAGAUAUUCAGCCAGUUCCACCACAUGUUGAACUAAGGGAGGAACCCACCACCAGGUUGCCGAAACAAAGGGAAAAGCGACAAACACCUCUUGCUGCACAGAGAGAAAGAACUAAAAAUAUGACACUGAAGGAUGUUUGUAAGCUUUUUGAUCUCCCAAUUGAACAAGCGGCGAAGGAGAUGAAAGUGUGUGUGACAGUUCUAAAAAAGAUCUGUCGGAAAGGAGGCCUUCCUCGGUGGCCUCACCGCAAAAUCAAAAGCCUCCAGGCAAAAAUCGAGGCAUUGAAGACUUUGUUACUCACGGCAAAGGAUGGUGAAGUUAAGGCUCGUACUGAAGCUGAGAUUGAGAGGCUACAACGUCAAAUAGACAAAAUUUGCAGUGACAUACUCAAAAAUAUGUAAUUUGUUUUUCAUUCAAAAUCCAAAGACUUGAUACACUACGUAGAUUUUAUCGUUUGUUACGUUUUGAUACACAAAUAGUUGAAUUAUAUUUUUUUAGUAUACAAUUAUUGACGUUUCCAGCAGAACAAUAAAAUUCUUGAAAAAUUCAAAUAAA
Arabidopsis thaliana (thale cress) is the source of this 1700-nucleotide messenger RNA. Its product is annotated as RWP-RK domain protein. Bases 206 to 1546 code for a protein of 446 amino acids. The transcript is spliced from 4 exons. Gene Ontology annotation, biological process: DNA-templated transcription; regulation of DNA-templated transcription. The record is from RefSeq and is marked reviewed. Lineage: Eukaryota; Viridiplantae; Streptophyta; Magnoliopsida; Brassicales; Brassicaceae. Gene Ontology annotation, cellular component: nucleus. Gene Ontology annotation, molecular function: DNA-binding transcription factor activity; DNA binding.